GAGUUCACGAAGAAGAACAAACCGGCUGUUUACAGUCACGAAGCUAGCAGAAAUGAAACAUUUGAGCAGUUAAACGGGUUAAUUUUGUCCUAUUUCAGAAUUCAAAUGACGGCGGAAGAGAGAGCAGACUGAUUUGUAAUAAUAUGAAACAGAAUCGUGUGUGCUGAAGAAAAUGAUAAGUCAAAUCUUCAUCUUGUCAUCAAAGGGAGAUCAUCUCAUAUAUAAAGACUUUCGAGGAGAGGCCAGUAAAGACUCCAUCAAUGUAUUCUAUGAGAUGGUCACAGCUCUUAGUGGGGAUCAGCCUCCGGUUGUCAUGACACACAAAGACCAUCAUUUCAUCCAUGUAAGGCAGGGUGGGCUUUACUGGGUUGCGUCCACCAAGACAAACCCAUCCCCCUUCACCAUAAUUGAGUUCCUUAACAGAUUAGCAGCUCUUACCAAGGACUACUGUGGCAGUUUGUCAGAGAAAUCAGUGCGGAUGAAUUUUGCUCUAAUUUAUGAGCUGCUGGAUGAGAUGGUGGACUUUGGCUACAUACAGACGACCUCAACUGACAUACUGAAAAACUUCAUCCAGACAGAAGCUGUGUCAUCCAAACCCUUCAGUCUCUUUGACCUCAGUAAUGUUGGUUUGUUUGGGGCUGAGACGCAACAGAGUAAAGUGGCCCCUAGUGUUGCAGCCAGUCGUCCUAUAAUGUCCAGUCGAGGAGAGCAGGGUGGACAGAAUGAGAUCUUUGUGGAUGUAAUAGAGAGGUUGUCUGUGGUUAUUGGCUCCAAUGGAGUUUUAAUGAAAGCAGAUAUUCAGGGAGAGAUAAGAAUAAAAUGCUUUCUUCCAACCUGUUCAGAGAUGCGGAUUGGACUGAAUGAAGAGCUUAAUAUUGGAAAGUCCCAGCUGAAAGGCUAUAGUUCAGCUGUGCGUGUAGAUGAAUGCAGAUUCCACCAGGCUGUUAAACUGGAUGAAUUUGAUACUUUCAGAAUAUUGAAAGUUUGUCCCAGCCAAGGAGAGCAAACAGUGAUGCAGUAUCAGCUGUGUGACGAGCUGCCGUGUGCACCACCAUUUCAGUUAUUCCCCUCUAUAGAAAAAGAUUAUGUCAACAGGGUGUUGAUCUUUCUUAAACUUCGCUGUGAUCUUCCACCUAAAAGUACGGCACUUAAUGUUUCCAUCACCGUGCCUGUGCCUAAAGGCUCUGUAAGUAUGUCUCAGGAGCUCAGUAGUCCUGACCAGACUGCGGAACUGCAGCCGAAGAGCAAAGCCCUGCUCUGGGAGAUCCCACGUUUUCCAGGAGGAGCGCAGUUGUCUGCACUGUUCAAGGUGGACGUUCCUGGUCUAAGCUCUGCCUCUUUAUUGGAGGUCGGCCCUGUCAGUAUGUCAUUCGAACUGCCCAAACAAACCUGCACGGGCCUUCAGAUCCGCUUCCUCCGACUCUCUCCAACUCAGACAGGACUGUCACAACGUUGGGUUCGAUAUGUCACUCAUUCUGACUCCUACACCAUACGGAUCUGACCCAACCAGAUGGAACAAACAUUUAAUAUGUACAGCACAUCAAUAGGCGUUGAAGAAACCGCUUUGUGCCUCACCCAUCCAGAUAAAUGUAUUAUUGUUAUUAUUAUUAUUUUGUUGGGAAAUCAAAUCAGUGAUAUUCUAUGCAUAUGAACAGAUUUACAGAUUUGUUCCUUUUAUUUUUUUGCUUUGAGAGAGAGUGAACCAACACAUCUUUGGAGGUACAACAGUAUUGUGUCCAGAAUAACUAAACAAAAAGUGAAACACUGUCCAUUCCUGUGCUUUAAGUCAAAUAAAAUAAGCCCAUCGGUGUAUAAAUAUCAAAUAAAUGACUAAAAACGUUUA
Molecule: messenger RNA, 1843 nt
Organism: Rhinichthys klamathensis goyatoka
Lineage: Eukaryota; Metazoa; Chordata; Actinopteri; Cypriniformes; Leuciscidae
Gene: ap4m1
Product: adaptor related protein complex 4 subunit mu 1
Exons: 15
Coding region: 173-1501 (442 amino acids)
Biological process (GO): protein targeting; Golgi to lysosome transport
Cellular component (GO): cytoplasmic vesicle; clathrin adaptor complex; trans-Golgi network
Source: RefSeq, a predicted model, not a curated record